AGAGAAAAUGACACAAAGAACACUAAAUGAAGUUUUCCUCCCCAAACUAGCACUCAGGAUCAGAAUUCACAAAAAUAGGUUUCAUUAAAGGGGCAAUUUACCCUUAUGCCCCCUUCUUUAACUAAUUUAAAAAACAAAUUUGAAAUCAAUUUGUCGCCGUCCUCGUUUCAUCGCUUCUUCUUCUCGUCUCUCCGUCGUCGUCGUCGUCGUCUCUCCGUCGUCGUCUCCCCGUCCUUGUCGUCGUCGUCUCUCCGUCGUCGUCGUCGUCGUCGUCUCUCCGUCGUCGUCUUCGCCUCUCCGUUGAUCCGUCGUCGUCGUCUCUCCGUUUAUUUAUCGUCGUCGUCGUUUCUCAAUUGAUCUGUCGUUUCUACGUCUAUUCAUCUCAUUCUCUCUCUCGUGUGUCUGAUUUGAUUAAGGUUUGAAUCAUUUCAUUUUGUUAUACAUUAUCUAGGUUUUGUUAUAUAUUAUUCAUUUGUUGAUGAUUUGAAGUUGAUUUUGUAGAACAAUGGAAGUUUUGUGCAUCUGUGGACAAUGGAUCUCAAAAGAAUCUCUCCAGUGGGAGUUUCUUGUUGAUUUGAAGAGGAAUGCAUCAAUCAUUUCCAUAGAAGAAGAUCUACUGUAUGAAGAUUUGAUGAAGAUUGUCUCUGAAGAUUUUAGUGUUAAAGAGGAAGAAAUCAGUUUGAGUUAUGGUUUUUCAUUGGAUAUGAAAUGUAUUAUUGAAAGUUUCCCCCCACUCUCGAUAGGUAAUACUCGUCAGCUCAGAACUUUCAUUUCCAAGACUAGAGCAUUUGAUGGAACCUGUCGUUUGUGUGUUAAGGUUAGUACUGAUCCAGUUAGCUGUAACACUCAAGCUUCUGAUACAUUUGCUUCUACUGUUCCAUUGAAUGCCAAUCCAGCGAUUCUUUCUACUGUGCAGAGUGAAAAACAGAGUCUUCUAUAUGAAGGUGUUUCUACAGUUCCUCUGAAUGCUCUUCCGGAUUUUAGUACUGAUUCAGCUAGCUGUAACAUUCAAGCUUCUGAUACAUUUGCUUCUACUGUUCCAUUGAAUGCCAAUCCAGUGAUUCUUCCUACUGUGCAGAGUGAAAAACAGAGUUUUCUAUAUGAAGGUGUUUCUACAGUUCCUCUGAAUGCUCUUCCGGAUUUUAGCCCUGUCCAUAUUGGACUUUCACCAAACACGAGAGUAGCUGGCGAUAUUAAGGUGAAUAGCUAUUUUAAGACAAAGAGAGAGUUGAUGUUGAGGAUGAAGAAAUGGGCUUUAGAGUGGAAGUUUGAGUACAAGACUGUCUCUUCUAACAAGUCAAGAGUGCUUUUGAGUUGUGUUGAUGAAAAUUGCACGUGGAGGAUGCGUGCUAUCAAGCUACCUGUUUCAGAUUUUUUCGUUGUUAAAAAGUAUGUUCAUGAGCAUACAUGCGAUACAACACACAGGAAAGCCAACCACAGACAAGCAUCUGCAAAGUUGUUGGGUUCUUUGAUUUCCAGCAAUUAUGGAGAAAAAAGGAAGGUCUCAAACCGAAACAGAUCAUUGAACAGGUCAGGAUGCUGCAUGGUGUUCACAUCAAUUACAAACAAGCUUGGAGAGUGAGAGAAGAAGCUCAGAUUUUGGUUAGAGGGACUCCUGAAGACAGCUAUUACAAUUUGUCUAGGUGGUUGUAUAAAAUCACAGAAACAAACCCUGGUUCCUUGACUUAUCAACAUGUUGAUGCUGCAGGAAAGUUCAAGUAUGCAUUUGUGGCUUUUGGUCCAUCGAUAAGGGGAUUUUCAUUGAUGAGGAGAGUUAUUGCAGUAGAUGGUACAUUUCUGAAGGGAAAAUUCAAUGGGACUUUAUUGGCAGCUUGUGCUCAAGAUGGGAAUUAUCAUCUAUAUCCUCUCGCCUUUGCAGUGGUUGACGCAGAAAACGGCGCCUCUUGGAAAUGGUUCUUUAGAGGUUUGAGCCAGAAGAUCCCGGACGCUUCGGAUCUUGUUUUUGUAUCAGACAGGGCUAACUCCAUUUCUUCAGCGUUGGAGGAUGUAUAUCCCUUAUCUCACCAUGGAAUUUGCAGGAUCCAUCUGCUCCGCAACAUCACUCCUACAUAUGCGAAGACUGGGUUGCUACCUCUGGUGGAAAGCGCUGCUGAUGCCUAUACGUGUCACGAGUUCUGGUUAAUCUUCAAGGACAUAAAGGAUAAAUGUCCUGAAUUGGCUAAGUAUCUGGAAGAGUCUGAUUUUAGGAAGUGGGCACGAAGCUAUGCGCCUGCGAACAGGUAUAAUAUCAUGACUACCAACAUUGCAGAGUCUCUCAAUUCUAUGUUGAAGAUGCCUCGUGAGUUGCCCAUUAUCUCUCUCCUUGAAACUAUCAGAUUGACGAUGACCACUUGGUUUUUUGAGCGACGCGAAGCGGCUGCGAAACAUAAGCACCUGGUUACUCCAAAAGUUGUUCAGAAAUUGGUAUCUAGGUUAGGGGCCGCAAUGUUGUUGAAUGUGUAUCAAGUUGAUCGAAGCGAGUUUGAGGUGAAGAAUGAAACAAUGAAGUUUGUUGUUGACUUGGAGAAGCGGCAUUGCACAUGUAAUGUUUUCGACAUUGACAAGAUCCCCUGCAUCCAUGCCAUCGCUGCUGCUAAGCAUAUCAAGAGAGAUGAAAACCGUUUUGUUGAUGCUUCUCACUUGACAGAAACGUGGGCUAAAGCUUAUGCUGAAAGCAUACAUCCUGGUGGAGAGUUGUCAACGUCCACCUAUCCAGAGAAUAUUGAUGAACUGUCUUGCCCACCUCCAGCUACCAAAAAGAAAAGUGGACGCCCUCCUACAAAGAGAAAGAGAUCCGUUGGCGAGUUUGGGGUUCCUGGAUCUAAAUCUCAGUCCCACAAGUGCAGCAGAUGUGGCACAGGAGGGCACAACAAGAUCACAUGCCAGAGGCCUAUAGGAUGAAGUUCUACAUUUUUACAUUUUUAUCGAUUAUUAUUUGGAUGUUUGGCUAUUUGAUGGUUACAUGAUAUGCACAAGACCAUAUACAUUUUUUCUUUUGGAACCCUAUCCUGAAUAAGUAUGAUUUCUUACAACUUUUGUAAUAUACAACAUUAUCUUUUGAUCUCAUUUCAAUUUUUAGUUUAAACUUCUUUGCUAGAAAAAAACACAGUAAUAUUCAACUAUUCUGGAAUCCCAUCCAACUUUUGUAACAUCCAACUUUUGUAAUAUACAAUGUAUUAUACUAUAAAUUGUAUGGGUAAAUUCAAUUAUGUGGAAGCAACUAACAGAUGAUUCUCCUCAGCCUAGCGGCUAAACCACGAAACCUAUGAUACCGAAACAUUUGAUCGACCCGGGU
This is a messenger RNA of Brassica rapa (field mustard), 3295 nucleotides long. RefSeq lists its product as uncharacterized. NCBI's taxonomy places the organism in Eukaryota, Viridiplantae, Streptophyta, Magnoliopsida, Brassicales, Brassicaceae. The record is from RefSeq and is a predicted model, not a curated record.